GGAUACUAAUCGAAUAUUGAACUUAACUAUUUCACUAUUAUGAAAUAUUUAAAUAAUUAUAUAAUUGUCAUAUUUGUAACCAAAUGCUUCACAUCCACAAUUGCAUCGCAAGAUCAAACAACAGGUCGAGCAAACACUCUGUUAGACGACGCUGACGAUAUUCAGAAGCAAUUAGACAAUGAGGUUCGGGAUCGGCUCAAGUAUCGACCAAUAACUGGAUGGGUACUGAGCACGCCAAUCCAUUACCCUACAAGUCACCCUCAAUCAGGAUUGGUUAAGCAAAUGGUAAAAUGUCAAAAAGUAUGUUAUAGAAAAACUACUACUUCGAAAACGAAAAAGGCUAAUCUUUAUGAGGAAUGGAACUAUAAAGUAAUGAUAUUCGGUCAUUGGGAUGUAAGAUAUCGACCGUCUGUCUUCGGCGGUGCAGCAAAUAGACGACGUUAUCAUUUCCACUCUCUCAUCCUUCAUACUCCGUCGGAGCAUAGAAUCGGUGGGCUGCAAUACCCGAUUGAAACUCAACUGUUACACGUGGCUGCGGAAUAUACCAACAUAACUGAUGCUAUUGCUGCAUCUACUAGAGAUCCUCAAGCGAUACUUGGACUAGCCAAUCUAUUCAAGAUUGAUAAUACGACUUUGUCUGGUAUCAAAGAAAUGUUGAAGGUUGUGACGGGUCUGCGUUUGCUCCACAUAUCACUGCCUGUUCAAUCUUUGAAUGCCUUUAACCCACCGUUCCGAGAGUAUGUAAGCUACCAGGGGUCUCUUACCUAUCCACCUUGUACAGAAGCUGUUCUGUGGGUGGUAAGAGCUCGAGCCUUGACAAUCACGAGGAAAGCCUUGAAUUCAAUACAAGGCCUACGCGAUGAAAAAUUCCGUGGAUCCUUUUUGCGAGAGACUCAACCACUCAACGACAGAAAUAUAUUUUAUUUUCACUAA
This is a messenger RNA of Leptidea sinapis, 933 nucleotides long. RefSeq lists its product as uncharacterized. NCBI's taxonomy places the organism in Eukaryota, Metazoa, Arthropoda, Insecta, Lepidoptera, Pieridae. The transcript has 8 exons. Gene Ontology annotation, molecular function: carbonate dehydratase activity; zinc ion binding. The coding region runs from base 40 to 933 and encodes 297 amino acids. The record is from RefSeq and is a predicted model, not a curated record.